AUGGGAAAGAAAGGCCAAACUAGGAUGGCUAUGUGGCUCUUUUCUGAGAUGCGUAAUAGUGGGUGCCGACCUGACACUUCUGUUUAUAAUGCUCUAAUUACUGCCCACCUCCACACUCGGGAUAAAGGAAAGGCAUUAGCCAAAGCGCUUGGUUAUUUUGAGAAGAUGAAGGGAAUGGAACGUUGUCAACCCAGCAUUGUGACAUAUAAUAUUCUUUUGAGAGCUUUUGCUCAAGCCCGAAAUGUUGCUCAAGUUAAUGCUUUGUUCAAAGAACUUGAUGAAAGUUUUCUUUCUCCCGAUAUUUAUACUUACAAUGGUGUGAUGGAUGCAUAUAGGAAAAAUGGGAUGAUCAGAGAAAUGGAAGAUAUACUUUCCCGCAUGAAACGUGCUCGGUGUAAGCCAGAUAUUAUUACAUUUAAUUUGCUGAUUGAUUCAUAUGGGAAGAAGCAAGCUUUUGACAAGAUAGAACAAGUGUUUAAGAGCUUGUCGCACUCCAGGGAGAAUCCAACACUGCCAACAUUUAAUUCAAUGAUCAUUAACUAUGGGAAAGCAAGACUUCGAGGGAAAGCUGAAGACAUUUUCCUAAAGAUGGCUGAUAUGAAGUACAAACGAAGCUUCAUAACAUAUGAGAGUCUUAUUACAAUUUUGCCUGUGGAAGCAGAUGCACUUUUUGACAACCUGCACGAUUUGAAGGUGACUCCAGAUUUGUCAACAUAUAGACUUCUUUACAAAGCCUACACCAAAGUCAAUAUGAAAUAUCUAGUACAAAAAUUGCUAAAGCGGAUGGAGAGAGAUGGUAUAGUCCCAAAUAAAAGAUUUUUCUUGGAGGCUUUGGAAACUUUCGGGUCUAAAAUGGCUAGUCCAGAAUCAGCUAGUGCUAAAAUGAUCGUUGGAAUGAUGGGCAAGUUAGCACCUGAUCACUUAGCUGUUGAGCGCAUUGUUUGUUUCCAUAUGAUCUGGCGCAGGAUAUUUAAGAUCGGGAUUCAGGAUAGAGAAGCCAGUUUUUUGUUAUCAAAUAUAAGAAUGAAAGAAGAUCAGGAGUAUUAA
This is a messenger RNA of Mangifera indica (mango), 1047 nucleotides long. Its product is annotated as pentatricopeptide repeat-containing protein At4g39620, chloroplastic-like. NCBI's taxonomy places the organism in Eukaryota, Viridiplantae, Streptophyta, Magnoliopsida, Sapindales, Anacardiaceae. The record is from RefSeq and is a predicted model, not a curated record. The transcript has 4 exons. Bases 1 to 1047 code for a protein of 348 amino acids. Gene Ontology annotation, molecular function: protein binding; mRNA binding.